This is a messenger RNA of Mesitornis unicolor (brown roatelo), 1679 nucleotides long. It is a transcript of the gene DUS2, whose product is annotated as dihydrouridine synthase 2. The coding region runs from base 1 to 1473 and encodes 490 amino acids. Gene Ontology annotation, cellular component: cytoplasm. NCBI's taxonomy places the organism in Eukaryota, Metazoa, Chordata, Aves, Mesitornithiformes, Mesitornithidae. The record is from RefSeq and is a predicted model, not a curated record. Gene Ontology annotation, biological process: tRNA dihydrouridine synthesis. Gene Ontology annotation, molecular function: flavin adenine dinucleotide binding; tRNA binding; tRNA dihydrouridine synthase activity. The transcript has 15 exons.
AUGACGGUGAACACACCUCUGUGUUUUAGAGGAAAGAAGAUCCUGGCUCCCAUGGUGCGAGUGGGAACAUUACCGAUGCGUCUUCUUGCUCUGGACUACGGUGCUGAUAUCGUGUAUUGUGAGGAGCUGAUUGAUAUAAAGAUGCUGCAGUGUAGGAGGGUUAUAAAUGAAGUACUUGAAACUGUGGACUUUGUUGCACCUAAUGAAAGAGUUGUUUUCAGAACCUGUGAAAGGGAGAGGCAUCGUGUUGUCUUUCAAAUGGGUUCAGCAGAUGCUGAAAGAGCCCUGGCAGUAGCUAAGCUUGUAGAGAGUGAUGUAGCUGGUAUUGACGUCAACAUGGGAUGCCCAAAAGAAUAUUCUACUAAGGGAGGUAUGGGAGCAGCACUGCUGUCUGAUCCUGACAAAAUAGAGUCUAUAUUGACUACCCUUGUUAAAGGAAUUUGUAAACCAGUAACCUGCAAAAUCCGCAUUUUGCCCUCAAUUGAGGAUACUGUGAAUCUGGUAAAGAGAAUAGAAAAGACUGGUAUUGCUGCCAUUGCAGUCCACGGAAGGAAGAAGGAGGAGAGGCCUCAGCACCCUGUGCACUGUGAUGUGAUCAAAGCCGUAUCUGAAGCAAUCUCCAUUCCAGUAAUAGCAAAUGGAGGAUCUCAUGACUUCAUUAAAGAAUAUACGGACAUUGAGACCUUCCAGAAAGCAACAGCUGCCUCAUCAAUAAUGAUAGCUCGUGCUGCCAUGUGGAACCCAUCUAUCUUCAGAAAAGAGGGUCUGCUCCCCUUGAAGGAAGUCAUGAAAGAUUACAUCAAAUAUGCAGUGAGAUAUGAUAAUCACUAUACCAACACAAAAUACUGUUUGUGUCAGAUGUUAAGAGAACAGUUGGAAACUACUCAGGGUAAGAGGCUGCACGCCGCGCAGUCCACACAGGAGAUCUGUGAAGUCUUUGAAAUGGCUGACUUCUAUGAAGAAACAACAGCUAUUUUCGAAGCAAAGAAAGCAUCUUUAGAAACUGAGACACAAGAUGAAGAUGACCAAAUGGAAGAUCCACAUGUAAUAAAAAUGGCUGUUAGAUUUGAUAAGAGAGAAUAUCCACCACAGGUUACUCCAAAAAUGUAUCUUCUGGAAUGGUGUAGGAAAGAAAAGCAUCCUCAGCCUGUUUAUGAAACUGUUCAAAGGCCACUGGAUAGAUUAUUCUGUUCAGUAGUGACAGUAGCUGAGCAGAAAUACAGAUCAACUCUGUGGGACAAGUCAAAGAAACUAGCAGAACAGGCUGCAGCUAUUGUCUGUCUGAGAACAUUGAGUGUCCCAGAGGGAAAGCUGUGUGAGGGAGAAAAUCACCUGAUUAUCAAACGCAAGAGGGAAGACCAGGAGCGCUUGAAUAACAGAGGCCACGGAGAAGACCUUGCUGAGCCUUCCCAUAAAAGAGCUAAUUUUAUUGAAGAAAAAUCUGCCAUAAAUGUGCCUAAGAUGCCACGAUAGUGUGGAAAUUAGAGAUGCCAAAUCUAUGCAUCUACAAAUUAGCUCUUAUUUGUUUAUCUUGCUGUUCAUGUUUCAUUUGGAUUCUCUUGGAGACAGAUAAAUUCCCCAGUUGUGAAAAAAUGCCAAUGAGAUGUUUACUGUUCACCACUCACUGUAUCUAUGGUGCCUUUCAGACAGGAUAAAUUAGCAACUUGAUUUUAAAGAAC